AUGCCGAAGCUGACUCCAACAUCUAUGAUCCGAGAUGAUGCAAGUAUAGCGGUAGCGGUAGCGGUGGCGGUGGUGUGGAGUAAAAAGGAGUUAUCGAAGUGGAACUUAAAUGGACUGUUGUGUGGUAAUGAUGGUGGUGAGCGCUGUUGUGGAAGUGAUGACAACGUGAUGGUUAGCGUUGCUCGGGAGCCAUUGUUCUUGACCUCCACCGCCAUUUUAGAGCUGAAAAAUCAAGACCCAGAAAGAAAAAACUUGCUUUCUUUCAAGAACUCUCUUGAAAACCCACUUCUUCUCUCUUCAUGGAACUCUGCGACCCCUCAUUGUCGCUGGGAGGGUGUGUUCUGCCAAGAUGGUCGAGUCAGCUCACUCGUUCUGUCAACUCAGUCUCUCAAGGGACCUCUCUCUCCUUGUCUUUUCUCUCUGUCCAACCUCGUUUUCCUCGACCUGUCCUCAAACCUUCUCUAUGGGGGAAUCUCGCCGGAAAUAGCUUCCCUUCAGAAGCUAAAGGUUUUGGACUUGGGUGAUAACCAGAUGUCCGGUGAGUUACCUAGUGAACUGGGUAUGUUGACUGAGUUGCAGACUCUGAAACUCGGACCCAACUUUUUUACCGGGAAAAUCCCGCCGGAACUCGGAAGUCUGACAAAAAUCCACUCUCUGGACCUCUCCGGCAAUGCACUCACUGGAAACGUUCCUAUCCAGAUUGGAAAUCUGACAGGCCUCACUUUUUUAGGCCUCGGCAACAACUUUCUCUCAGGAUAUCUCUCUCCAACUCUCUUCACAAAGCUUCAGUCUUUAACCUCUUUAGACGUCUCAAACAACUCUUUUUCCGGCUAUAUUCCACCGGAAAUAAAAAACUUAAAGAACCUCAUUGACCUUUACAUCGGAAUCAACCACUUUUCCGGUGAAUUACCGCCGGAAAUUGGUGACCUUUCGAGUCUCCAGAACUUAUUUGCGCCUUCUUGCGCUAUCAGAGGCCCAUUGCCGGAAACGAUAUCAAAUCUAAAAUCGCUGAGCAAACUUGAUCUUUCUUACAACCCAUUGAAGUGUUCAAUCCCAAAAUCCAUCGGAAAGCUUCAAAAUUUAACCAUCUUGAAUCUUGUUUACUCUGAGCUCAAUGGUUCCAUACCAGCCGAGUUGGGCUUCUGUAGAAACUUAAGGACAUUAGUCCUUUCCUUCAAUUUGCUUUCUGGGUCUUUACCUGAAGAGCUUGCGGAGUUGCCAAUGUUCGCAUUUUCUGCGGAAAUGAACCAGCUUUCGGGUCCAUUGCCUUCUUGGCUUGGCAAAUGGGACCAAAUUGAUUCACUUUUGCUUUCAAGCAAUAAGUUUUCAGGGAAAAUUCCACCGGAGAUUGGAAAUUGUUCGCUGCUCAACCACAUUAGUCUCAGCAACAACUUGUUGACUGGCCCAAUACCCAAAGAGCUGUGUAAUGAUGUGGCGCUUACAGAGAUUGAUCUGGAUAGUAACUUUCUUUCUGGUACCAUUGAAGACACAUUUGUCAAAUGUAGGAACUUGACCCAGUUGGUUUUGGUGGAUAAUCAGAUAGUCGGGUCUAUACCUGAGUACCUUUCAGAGCUUCCUUUGAUGGUGCUUGACUUGGAUUCCAACAAUUUCACGGGUUCUAUUCCUGUGGGUUUGUGGGAUUCAGUGAAUUUGAUGGAGUUCUCAGCUGCCAAUAAUCACUUAGAUGGCACUCUCUCUGUGGAAAUUGGUAAUGCUGUUUUGUUGGAAAGGCUUGUUCUUAGUAACAAUCACUUGAAGGGGACAAUACCAAGUGAGAUUGGCAAUCUCACUUCCCUUUCUGUUCUCAAUCUGAAUUCCAAUCUCCUUGAAGGGACCAUUCCGUCUGAGCUUGGGAACUGCGUUGCUCUUACGACAUUGGACCUAGGGAACAACAGUCUCGACGGGUCAAUUCCAGAGAGGCUAACUGAUUUGGCUCUCUUACAAUGCUUGGUUCUCUCUUACAAUAACCUAUCUGGGUUGAUUCCUUCAAAGCGGUCUUUGUACUUUCGUCAAGUUGGUAUCCCUGAUUCCAGUUUUGUUCAGCACCAUGGGGUAUAUGAUCUUUCACACAAUGGGUUGUCUGGUUCUAUACCCGAAGAGCUAGGGGGCCUUGUGGUGGUGGUGGAUCUUUUACUCAGCAACAACUUGCUCUCUGGAGAGAUUCCAAGAUCACUAACUCGCUUGACAAAUCUCACCACGUUAGACUUAUCUGGUAAUCUUCUUACAGGUGGUAUUCCAAUGGAAUUUGGUGACUCGGUUAGGCUACAAGGGUUUUAUAUGGGGAAUAACCAGCUCACAGGCACCAUACCUGAAAGCUUAGGCCAAUUGAGUGGUUUAGUGAAGCUGAAUUUGACUAGAAAUAAGCUAUCUGGUUCUGUCCCUUCUACUUUUGGGAAUUUGAAUGAGCUUACCCACCUAGAUUUGAGCUCGAACAACCUUAAUGGCGAGCUUCCUCCCUCUCUUUCGAGGAUGGUGAACCUUGUGGGUCUUUACGUUCAGGACAACAGGCUUUCUGGUCAUAUAUAUGAGCUCUUUUCAAACUCCAUGGCAUGGAGAAUCGAAAUUGUGAAUUUCAGCAAUAAUUUGUUUAGCGGGAAUUUGCCACAAUCUUUGAGCAAUCUGUCAUACUUGACGUAUUUGGAUCUUCAUGGUAAUAAUUUCAAUGGAGAAAUUCCCUCUGAGUUUGCAAAUCUUAUGCAACUUGAAUAUUUAGAUGUUUCAGGGAACAGGCUCUCUGGGCAGAUUCCUGAGAAACUAUGCGGGCUUGUCAACAUGUUUUCUUUGAAUUUGGCAGGAAAUAGAUUGGAAGGGCCUAUUCCCAAAAAUGGAAUUUGCCGUAACCUUUCAAAAAUUUCUCUUUCUGGGAAUGAAGAUCUCUGUGGGGCUCUUUUGGGUUCUAGAUGCCCGGUAAAGAGCUUCGACAGAAGAUCCCCACUGUUAAAUGUCUGGGGACUGAUAUCAGUUGUGGUUGGAACUAUUUUGAUUACUUCAUCAAUAGCUAUUGUGUUACGCAUGUGGCUUAUUAGUAGCAAAAGGCCAUGUGAUCCCAAAGAUACUGAAGUCAGCAAACAAAACAGUUCUGUUGAUCAAAAUCUGUAUCUUUUGAGUAGCAGCAGAUCAAAGGAGCCUCUGAGUAUCAAUGUGGCUAUGUUUGAGCAGCCUCUCCUGAAACUUACAUUGGUUGAUAUUCUCGAAGCAACAAACAACUUUUGCAAGACCAACAUUAUUGGGGAUGGAGGGUUUGGGACUGUUUACAAGGCUACUUUGCCUGAUGGGAAAACAGUUGCUGUUAAGAAGCUGAAUCAAGCUAAAACACAGGGUCACCGAGAAUUUCUAGCUGAAAUGGAAACUUUAGGUAAAGUAAAACAUCGAAAUCUUGUUUCAUUGCUCGGGUACUGCUCUUUUGGUGAGGAAAAGCUGCUUGUUUAUGAGUAUAUGGUUAAUGGGAGCUUGGAUCUUUGGCUGAGAAACCGAAGUGGGACUCUUGAAGUUUUGGACUGGAGCAAACGCUUCCAAAUUGCUGUAGGUGCUGCCCGUGGGCUAGCUUUUCUUCAUCAUGGUUUCAUUCCUCACAUCAUUCACAGGGAUAUUAAGGCCAGCAACAUCUUACUCAAUGCAGACUUUGAACCAAAAGUUGCAGACUUCGGCUUGGCAAGAUUGAUUAGUGCUUGUGAGACUCAUGUGAGUACAGAUAUUGCUGGUACAUUUGGGUACAUUCCACCUGAAUAUGGGCAGAGCUGGAAGUCGACCACAAGGGGAGAUGUUUAUAGUUUUGGUGUCAUUCUACUUGAAUUGGUGACUGGAAAAGAGCCAACGGGACCUGAUUUUAAAGAUAUUGAAGGCGGGAACUUGGUUGGCUGGGUUUUUCAAAAGAUCAAGAAGGGCCAGGCUGUAGAUGUACUUGAUCCAACGGUACUCAAUGCAGAUUCAAAGCAGAUGAUGCUGCAAACUUUGCAAAUUGCUGCCAUAUGCCUGUCUGAUAAUCCAGCAAACCGCCCUACCAUGCUUCAUGUUAUGAAAUUCUUAAAAGGGAUCAAAAACAUAGAGUGA
Ilex paraguariensis (yerba mate) is the source of this 4050-nucleotide messenger RNA. Lineage: Eukaryota; Viridiplantae; Streptophyta; Magnoliopsida; Aquifoliales; Aquifoliaceae. The record is from the annotation of a GenBank genome assembly.